Rana temporaria (common frog) is the source of this 736-nucleotide messenger RNA. RefSeq lists its product as uncharacterized. The coding region runs from base 17 to 730 and encodes 237 amino acids. The transcript is spliced from 2 exons. The record is from RefSeq and is a predicted model, not a curated record. Lineage: Eukaryota; Metazoa; Chordata; Amphibia; Anura; Ranidae.
UACAGAACUUGUCAUUAUGUCUGAUAGAGAUCCCACAGAGUCACCUGCAUUUAACCAAGAUAAAGCAGACUCCUUACUUCAUUCUGCUCGUCCCGCUAGAGGCCCUCAUCCAUCCUUGAAGGCAAGAGAGGUGUAUGAAGAAAGUAAGGAAGAAACAUCUAGUAACCUGACUGCAUUAUGGCAUAAGACUUUAAGUUGUAUAAAAACCGCUAAUGAAACUAGCAACAAUCCUGAGCAAUUGAACACUGCUCUCUCAAGGGUUAAGAAGGCAUUUGCGAAUUAUAAAAGACUUUCUGAAAAGUUCUAUUCCCUAUUGUCACAUUCCAGCAUAGAGGAAGCCGCAGUGGAAUUAAAGGACUUUACUUCUACUGACCAGCAGAGGCAUAGCACAUAUCUUGAAGCAAAGGCACAGAUAGAAGGUAGAUUAGCACAGCUACAUGAAACUACAUCCUGUAAAUCUGCUUCUUCCAGACACUCAGGAAAAUCUUCUAGAUCUGCCCGCUCCUAUCAUAAAUCCUCUUCUAAGUCACUGCGGUCCUGCUCUUUAAGGUCAACACUGAGCGACCAAAUAGUCAAAGCUCGCCAGAAGGUCGCAGCAGCCCAGGUUCAAGCCGCCUGCUCUGAAAGAGAAGCAGCCAUCAAAGCUCAGCUAGAAAUCCUUCAGAAGAGUAAAGAAAAGGAAGUAGCAUUGGCGGAAUUAUCCGUCUUGGAACAAGCCCUAUUGGAAUAAGAAGGA